AUGGCCAGGCUGCUGGGGCUGUGGUGGUCCAGUGCUGCUCGGGGCAGGAUGCUGGGGAGGCCGGUGGGGCACAGCCCUGGGCUGUGGCACCGGGUGGCUCGGCCGGUCCUGUGCCCCGCCAGGGCUGUCGGCAACAAAGCGAGGGACGCUCAGCACGUGGCUUUGCGGGCGGCUGAUCCAGGUAAAGAAGCUUUCAGAAAUGACAGAAGGCCUACAAAUUUUGAUAAAAAGGUGUUGGUAUGGGCAGGACGCUUUAAAAAGGAGGAGGACAUUCCCAAGCACAUAUCGUCUGAUGUCCUCGACGCAGCAAGGAACGUUGUCAGGAUAAAGGUUUGCUACAUCAUGAUUGCACUGACUGUGCUGGGCUGUUUGACCAUGGUCAUCACAGGCAAAGAAGCUGCAAAAAAGGAUCAGACGCUGCUGAGGGUGAACAUAGAAAAGAAGGCCAAAUGGAGGGCUGAAGCAGAGAAAGAUCAGGAGGCAGCUGUUGGGAAGCCACAAUGAUUUGGGACAGAUUUAUUU
This is a messenger RNA of Pipra filicauda (Wire-tailed manakin), 522 nucleotides long. RefSeq names its product protein FAM162B-like. The transcript has 4 exons. Gene Ontology annotation, biological process: neuron apoptotic process; cellular response to hypoxia; positive regulation of release of cytochrome c from mitochondria. NCBI's taxonomy places the organism in Eukaryota, Metazoa, Chordata, Aves, Passeriformes, Pipridae. The coding region runs from base 1 to 504 and encodes 167 amino acids. Gene Ontology annotation, cellular component: mitochondrion. The record is from RefSeq and is a predicted model, not a curated record.